This is a messenger RNA of Drosophila suzukii, 1041 nucleotides long. RefSeq names its product Ecdysone-induced gene 71Ee (gene Eig71Ee). NCBI's taxonomy places the organism in Eukaryota, Metazoa, Arthropoda, Insecta, Diptera, Drosophilidae. The record is from RefSeq and is a predicted model, not a curated record.
AUGAAGCUAACUCUUAUCUGUUUACUGGUGAGCUUCAUGCUGCUGCAAUAUGUGGAGAACAGUGAAGCCUGCUUGGAGGUAAUUGAGCAUGCCCUGGGGCUUGAGCCCUGCAAAGAGGGUGCCCGAAAGGAACAUCAUAAGGUAACUCAUAAGGAACCUCAUAGAAGUGGACCAGGACUAGUAAGAACCACUAGGAAACGUGUCACACUAAGGCCCAGGCAUCGUGUAACAAGACGUAGUAAGCGGCACACCAGGAAACACCAUAGGACCACCAGGAGCAUUCCAGUUCCUCCAAAGGAACAUACUACUCACAGAACGUGUACUGAGCCGACCAAUCCACCUUGCAAUGAUAAGACUACCCACAAAUCGUGUACUGAACCGACCAAACUACCUUGCACUGAAAAAACUACUCCUCCUUGCUCUGAGAUUACUACUGAACCGACCAGCCGACCUUGCACUGAGGAGACUACUAAUAAGAUUCCUUGCUCCGAGAGUACUACAGAAGUUUCUAAUCCACCUUGCACUGAAAAGACUGAACCUCCUUGCUCCGAGAUUACUACAGAACCGACUACUGAAGCCACCAAUCCACCUUGCGCAGAGAAGACUACUACUACACUAACGACCACCGAGGAACCCUGUGGAUGUAAAUCGAGUCACCCACCAGGAUGGAACCCCGGCGGUCCCAUACAGACAUCACCUCCAAGAAUAACAAAGGAACCCUGCGGAUGUAAGCCGAGUCACUCACCUGGAUGGAAUCCUGGCGGUCCCAUAAGGACGACCCCAUCAACCAAUACUCGAAAACCCUGUGGAUGUGGUUCAGGAAACCCACCAGGCAGGAACCCUGGCGGUCCUAAAAUUCCCAUUCCCAAUGUUCCCGGACAUUUUGGACCCGGUCCAGUCAUUCCCAACAGAGGAGGAAAGAGAUGUGGUUGUCCUAAUGAAUAUCCACCCAAAGAGGAGUUAGGCGAAGAUCUUCGUAUAAUCCAGGACAAAAUACAAUUACUGCUUGACGAAUGCAUCCUACAGAGCCAAAGCUGUUGA